Molecule: messenger RNA, 1407 nt
Organism: Uncinocarpus reesii 1704
Lineage: Eukaryota; Fungi; Ascomycota; Eurotiomycetes; Onygenales; Onygenaceae
Exons: 1
Coding region: 1-1407 (468 amino acids)
Source: RefSeq, a predicted model, not a curated record
AUGGAUCCUAGUACCGACCCGAAAGAACCAGUUCCUAUGGAUCCCAGCACCGACCCGAAAGAACCAGUUCCUAUGGAUCCUAGUACCGACCCGAAAGAACCAGUUCCCAUGGAUCCCAGCACCGACCCGAAAGAACCAGUUCCUAUGGAUCCCAGCACCGACCCGAAAGAACCAGUUCCUAUGGAUCCUAGUACCGACCCAAAAGAACCAGUUCCCAUGGAUCCCAGCACUGAUCCUAAAGAACCAGUCCCCAUGGAUCCCAGCACUGAUCCUAAAGAACCAGUUCCCAUGGAUCCCAGCACUGAUCCUAAAGAACCAAUUCCUAUGGAUCCUAGUACCGACCCGAAAGAACCAGUUCCCAUGGAUCCUAGCACUGAUCCUAAAGAGCCAGUUCCUAUGGAUCCCAACACUGAUCCUAAAGAACCAGCUCCCAUGGAUCCCAGCACUGAUCCUAAAGAACCAGUUCCUAUGGAUCCUAGCACCAACCCUAAAGAACCAGUUGAUCCAGUCAGCCCUACUCCUCAAGACCCGAGCGUUCCUACCAAUCCAACCCCCGAUAGCCCAAUGGGCCCUACCAACCCGACGAAUCCUGAUAGCCCAAUGGGACCGACCAAUCCAACGAAUCCCGAUAGUCCAAUGGGCCCUACCAAUCCGAUUCCCGAAGGUCCAAUGGGACCUACUGAUCCAAUCCCUGACGGUCCAAUGGGCCCUACCAAUCCGAUACCUGAUGGCCCAAUGGGACCUACCAAUCCGAUUCCCGAAGGUCCAAUGGGUCCUACCAAUCCGAUUCCCGAAGGUCCAAUGGGUCCUACUGAUCCAAUCCCUGACGGUCCAAUGGGCCCUACCAAUCCGAUUCCCGACGGUCCAAUGGGCCCUACCAAUCCGAUACCUGAUGGCCCAAUGGGACCUACCAAUCCGAUUCCCGAAGGUCCAAUGGGACCUACUGAUCCAAUCCCUGACGGUCCAAUGGGCCCUACCAAUCCGAUUCCUGACGGUCCAAUGGGCCCUACCAAUCCGAUACCUGAUGGCCCAAUGGGACCUACCAAUCCGAUUCCCGAAGGUCCAAUGGGUCCUACCAAUCCGAUUCCCGAAGGUCCAAUGGGUCCUACUGAUCCAAUCCCUGACGGUCCAAUGGGCCCUACCAAUCCGAUUCCCGACGGUCCAAUGGGUCCUACCAAUCCAAUCCCUGAUGGUCCAAUGGGCCCUACCAAUCUGACUCCUGAAGGUCCGACGAAGCCCAUCGAUCCCAGUCCACAGGACUCUCCUGUUGACCCCACCUCGCAUACCCCUGGUUCAAAGAUCGCUGUCAUACCCGAUGAACCAAGUUCCCCACAAGGCCUGGAUACUCCGGCUGGCCCUGAUUCAAGAGGCGUUCUCAAUCCCGAUACCAUGAUCGACCCCAAAUAG